Molecule: messenger RNA, 3087 nt
Organism: Rhineura floridana
Lineage: Eukaryota; Metazoa; Chordata; Lepidosauria; Squamata; Rhineuridae
Gene: SRP68
Product: signal recognition particle 68
Exons: 16
Coding region: 265-2136 (623 amino acids)
Biological process (GO): SRP-dependent cotranslational protein targeting to membrane
Cellular component (GO): signal recognition particle, endoplasmic reticulum targeting
Molecular function (GO): 7S RNA binding; endoplasmic reticulum signal sequence receptor activity; signal recognition particle binding
Source: RefSeq, a predicted model, not a curated record
UUCCUUCCCCACCAGCCGAUUAUUAUUAUUAUUAGCUUUAAAUGCGCAGGGAAGACGGACACGCCGACCACAACGAGGGCGCCGUGAGGAGUCAAUUCGCCCCUUAAGGCGCACUUACUAAGCGCCUCAUUACAAAAGCCCAGCCCUGGUGUGUCCUUCUCUUUCCCGUCAGCCUCAGUGACCAAAUCCGCCGCGCUCGGCGCUCCUGGCAGCUCUUUUCUCCUGUCCCGUGAUGCUUCGCGGCGCAACUGGAACGGGCGCAAGAUGGCGGCUGAAAGGCAGGUGGCCGGUAGCGGUGCCAGCGGCGGCCGAGGAGGAGGUAGUGGUACUACCACCACCAGUAGUAGCGGCGGGAGCUCUUCGGCGGGCCUCGAGGAGAAUAAGGAGAAUGAAAAGCCGAAGUCGAGCGGCCUCGGCGAUAGCCUUGGCCUGGAGAUACUUCAAAUUGUUAAGGAGUCGCAACAGCAACAUGGGUUACGGCAUGGAGAUUUUCAGAGAUACAGGGGUUACUGCUCCCGCCGACUAAGAAGGCUCAGAAAAACUCUUAACUUCAAGAUGGGAAAUAGGCACAAGUUCACAGGGAAGAAAGUAACAGAAGAGCUGUUAUCUGACAACAGAUAUUUGCUCUUGAUUCUGAUGGAUGCUGAGAGAGCUUGGAGUUAUGCUAUGCAGCUUAAGCAGGAAGCCAACACAGAACCUCGCAAACGAUUUCACUUGUUAUCUCGCCUGCGUAAAGCAGUAAAACAUGCUGAGGAACUGGAACGCCUAUGUGAAAGCAACCGUGUGGAUGCCAAGACCAAGCUAGAAGCUCAGGCAUAUACAGCUUACCUCACAGGUAUGCUCCGCUUUGAAUACCAGGAAUGGAAAGCAGCAAUGGAGGCAUUUAACAAAUGCAAAACCAUAUAUGAAAAGCUGGCUAGUGCUUUCACAGAUGAGCAGGCUAUACUAUAUAAUCAGAGAGUGGAGGAGAUCUCCCCAAAUAUUCGUUAUUGUGCCUAUAAUAUUGGUGAUCAGUCUGCUAUUAGUGAGCUAAUGCAAAUGAGACUGAGAUCUGGAGGUACUGAGGGGCUUCUUGCUGAAAAACUGGAGGCACUAAUCACCCAAACUCGAGCAAAGCAGGCAGCCACUAUGAGCGAGGUAGAAUGGAGGGGAAGAACUGUGCCCGUGAAGAUAGACAAAGUGAGGAUCUUUUUACUGGGGCUGGCAGAUACCGAAGCAGCUAUUGCUCAAGCAGAAGAAGAAGAAACUAAAGAACGUUUGUUUGAGUCCUUGCUGAGUGAGUGUCGAGAUGCAAUACAAGCUGUUCGUGAAGAACUGAAACCAGAUCAGAAGCAGCGGGAACACUCAUCAGAAGCGGACUCUGGAAAAGUUACUAAUAUCCAGUAUCUGCACAGUUAUCUGACUUACAUCAAGCUGUCCACAGCAAUCAAGCGCAAUGAGAGCAUGGCCAAGGCAUUGCAGAAGGCACUGCUUCAGCAGCAGCAGCCAGAGGAAGAUGGCAAACGUACACCUCGGCCUCAGGACUUGAUACGCCUUUAUGACAUCAUCCUACAGAAUCUGGCAGAAUUGCCACAACUUCCUGGUCUGGAAGAAGAUAAAGGCUACCUAAAGGAGAUUGGAAUAAAGACACUGGUGUAUAAGGCUUACAGGUGUUUUUUCAUUGCACAGUCAUAUGUUUUGGUGAAGAAGUGGAGUGAAGCCCUUGUUUUGUAUGAUCGAGUUCUGAAAUAUGCCAACGAAGUCCAGGCUCAAGCUGGAACUUACAAAAACAGCUUAAAGGAGCUGCCUGAUGUUCAAGAGCUGAUCACUCAAGUGAAUGCAGAAAAAUAUUCCAUGCAAGCAGCUGCCAUAUUAGAUGCAGGUGACAGCUAUGAGGUUGAAUCACCAUUGCAAGUCAAGGAUGGCAAGCCACUUUCUGAACGGUUCGAAACUUUCUGUCUGGAUCCUUCUCUUGUCAGCAAGCAAGCCAGUUUGGUGCAUUUCCCUCCAGAAUUCCAACCAAUACCAUGCAAGCCUUUGUUCUUUGACCUGGCUCUCAACCAUGUUACUUUACCACCUCUGGAGGACAAAGUGGAGCAGAAAGCAAAGAGUGGUCUCACAGGAUAUAUCAAGGGCAUCUUUGGAUUCCGGAGUUAACCAGGGCCGUUUUCAAGAAGAGUGCUUCUCUUUCUGUAUUUGGGAAUGCUCCAGCAGGUUAAGACCUUAACUACUUGUGUCUGAAAUCUACAUGGGAGGUUUUUAAUAUCUUCCCAGUAUUCUAUCUCUGUCUGCACACCUGUUUUACUAGAAACUUUCCACCCUGAGAACAUGUAUAAUGUGGUGUGUCUCUCAAACUGAAAGUGAAAGAAAGAGCUGGAGUCUCAAACUACUUUUAUCAAGUGGGUUCAGGCAGGAACAAUAUCCACUUUGUAUGGGCUAGGCAUAUCUUCAUUCUGUUUUGUGGCUGACACUAUUCUGCUAAUUCUUAAACCUAACCCAGUCCCCUGGAUGGUACAGAACAGAAAAAAACUAAGGCACAGAUAUGUAUCUAUCCAGGUUUGGACUGUCUAAGCAGAGUGUAUGUAAACCCAAAGUUGUCUAGAUUCCUGUACUGCCUGCCAUUUUUUACUUUUACUUACAGCCAUGUAGUUUUUUUUAAGUUUCAGAAGCUUCAGAACGAUGAAACUCCUGGAUUAAAGAUCAGGGUUGCUAGAUGGUGAUUAAAAGCUAUAAAGUAAAAUGAGAUUGUUUAAGAAUACCUUAAAGCUUAUGAUAUAAUUCUGCCCCAUUGAGGUACCGCUUCUCAGAACAGAGGAAUAUGCUUCUCAAAGGGUCUUCCUUAGAAUCUAAAAAGGCCUUUGGCUUCAAAAAGAAAAAGCUACUUUCAGUUUUCAUCUUGAAAGACUCCUUACAUUUCUUCUGUUUCUGUCUUCAACUAGCUGAAAAUGGUAAAUUGGGAGGGCUGUUUUGUUGCUUAUUCUGUAUCUUUCAUCCUUUCUGACAUUAUAUGUGGCUGGUUUAGGAAUCCGCUAGUGGAGAAUUGGAGAGUGGCGCCAAUGGAAUCUUAAGCAAUAAAGAUCUUUAGCCAUGUGUACAUGGUGAAUUUUA